ACGAACCUUAAAAACAGGACCCCGACACACAAUCCGUGCGGGCAUAUUUGUAGGUGGAUUUUCCAAUUUUUAUUUUUUGGUGAUUUCAGAAAUUCAGAGUUUCAGACAACUCUUCACUCAUAUAUCCCCGCUAUAAAAUCUCGAAAAGAUGGGGAGAAUGGUGGAGCAGAUUGCUGUGGUGGCUGUAAUUGUGAUGGUUUUGUCGGAAAUAAUGGGAGGAGUGGUUGGACUGAGAAUUAUGCUGGAGAAACAGGAGUGCUUGUCACAUAAGGCUGACCAUGGAGCUACUGUUCGCGCUUCUUUCGUCGUUGUUAAGGUUCAUGGAUGGCGGCAGUCCAUGAGUUCUGGCGCUGAUCUUGUUGUCACAGGGCCAUCUGGUGAGCAGAUUCGUGAUUUCCGUGACAAGACGAGCGAGAUGUUUGAGUUUGUGGCUAAUAAAGAAGGAGUCUACCGCUUCUGCUUCACUAACAAGUCGCCUUUUUACGAGACCAUAGACUUUGAUGUCCAUUCAAGUUAUUUCUUUCAUUUUGAUCAGGAGCACGCAAAAGAUGAGCAUUUCAAGCCUCUCUUGGAAUCAAUAGCUAAGUUACGAGAUGCUUUGUACAACAUUCAAUAUGAACAGCAUUGGCUAGGGGCUCAGACUAGUCGCCAGGCUAUAGUGAACGAGAAAAUGGGCAAGAGGGCAAUCUACAAAGCAGUCUUCGAAUCAGCAGCUCUUGUCAGUGCCAGCGGUCUCCAAGUUUAUCUUCUACGUCGUCUUUUCAACAGGAGGCUGGAAAUGUCCGGUUUCUAACGUUUCAUGUUCUCUUGUAAGUUAAAAAACAAAGUUAUAGGCAGAGGAAUGAAAGAUUGGUAUAGUUUUGUAAUAUUGUAAUAUAAUUAUUUGAUAUUUACGAAAUAAAUUGAGAAAAG
Daucus carota subsp. sativus is the source of this 912-nucleotide messenger RNA. RefSeq names its product transmembrane emp24 domain-containing protein p24beta2. Gene Ontology annotation, cellular component: Golgi apparatus; COPII-coated ER to Golgi transport vesicle; endoplasmic reticulum. Bases 149 to 793 code for a protein of 214 amino acids. NCBI's taxonomy places the organism in Eukaryota, Viridiplantae, Streptophyta, Magnoliopsida, Apiales, Apiaceae. The transcript has 5 exons. The record is from RefSeq and is a predicted model, not a curated record. Gene Ontology annotation, biological process: endoplasmic reticulum to Golgi vesicle-mediated transport; Golgi organization; intracellular protein transport.